Messenger RNA from Ramularia collo-cygni, 1221 nucleotides. RefSeq names its product related to tyrosinase. NCBI's taxonomy places the organism in Eukaryota, Fungi, Ascomycota, Dothideomycetes, Mycosphaerellales, Mycosphaerellaceae. The coding region runs from base 1 to 1221 and encodes 406 amino acids. Gene Ontology annotation, molecular function: oxidoreductase activity. The transcript is spliced from 2 exons. The record is from RefSeq and is a predicted model, not a curated record.
AUGCUCGGUUCCAUUCUCCUCUCGCUUCUCGCGGCAAAUGCAGUAGUAGCCGUGCCAUUGGAGUCUUCGAAACCACCCGCAUGGAUACCAGGUCCCACAACUGGAACCGAUGAACUGGCUAGAAAUGGUCUUUCCAAGUUGGAGGCAUACCUACAGACCAACGCGGGGUCCAAGAACAGCAGUUGCACGCUGAAAACCGCCCACAGACGCAAGGAAUGGGAUGACCUAGUACCGGACCAGAAGAAAGAGUACAUUGCGGCUGUUCGUUGCCUGCAGACCUUACCUGCCAUCAGUGGAGAAUCGGCGCCAGGUGCGAGGUCCAGAUACGAUGAUUUCGUGGUCGUGCAUAUUGAUGGRACUGCUUCCAAUCAUACCAUUCACAAUACGGGCGUUUUUCUCAGCUGGCAUCGUCAGUAUAUCUGGGCGUUUGAAGAGGCCCUUCGUAAUGAGUGCAACUAUACCGGCUACCAACCCUAUGUAAAAUUUGGGCGAUACAGCAACUCCGUAAUCGGCGCCCCUAUCUUCGACGGAUCAGAAACAUCCCUCAGCGGCAACGGUAAAGACGUCCCACACGGUCCCAUCCCCCUCACAGCCCCCGAAUCCUCUCCCAACGGCGUAGACGUAGAAAUCCCCGCCCUACCCGGCGGAGGCUGCGUGACCGACGGUCCUUUUGUAAACUACACCGUAACCCUCGGUCCCAGAGGUCUAGCCUCCAUAAACGACACCAAACCCAACCCUCUCCCCAACGGCAAAGGCUACAACCCCCGCUGCAUGCGGCGCUCCCUGAAUGUCAUCUCUGCGAGCGGCGUCUCGGAUGCCAAUUGCACAAAACUCAUCACCGAAUCCCCCAAUAUCGAACUUUUUCAAGAUUGGAUGCAAGGUCCCUUUGAUUUUGGGACUCCGGAAUAUGGAGUGCAUGCUGCUGCUCAUUAUAUGGUUGGAGGGGACCCUGGAGGGGAUUUUUUUACUUCGCCUGGUGAUGUGUUUUUUUGGUUUUUGCAUGCGGAGAUUGAUCGUUUGUGGUGGAUUUGGCAGAUGCAGGAUUUUGGGGGGAGGGUGGGACAGAUUGCGGGGACUUUUACUCCUUUGAAUUUUCCUGCUAGUAGGAAUGUUACGUUGGAUGAUGUUGUUGAUUUGGGAGGGAUGUAUGGGUAUGAGGCUGUGAGGAUUGGGGAUAUUGUUGAUACGAUGGGGGGAGAGUUUUGUUAUAUUUAUGAGUGA